GCAUAUCCAACAGCUCAAACAACAUUUUUGGAACCGCUGGCAUAAGGAGUAUUUGAACGAGCUAACCAACCGCAAUAAAUGGAGCAAGGGUGGACACAGCAUCCAAAAGGGCACAAUCGUCAUCCUCAGAGAGGACAACGUUCCCUCCAUGCAUUGGCCUCUGGGCCGAGUUAUCAAGGUUCAUCCAGGCGCCGAUGGUGUCAUCCGGACAGCUACAGUUCAGACGGCAAAGAGCAUUUUGGAUCGGGGCGUCAAAAGGCUUGUCCCACUGCCAAUUCAACCCGAUCUCGAGAAACCCGAACAAAUAGCCACCGAGACGAAAUAAGAUGGGAACUUCAACCACACCUCGCUAGUUUGAUCGGUACCCUCUCAACGGGGGGAGAAUGUUACGCCAUGCGGCUUACCAUAGGUCAUAUUCUUAACUAUCGAUCGCGGCACUAUAAUGUCGCAGACGGACCGUCGCGUCUGCCCGGCAAACAAACAUUGUAGUGGCAAGCGCAUGGUUCAUUAAGCAGGGCGACUUCCAGAAACGUCGACUCGUGGUCGUUAUUUUACCUCGCGUAAAAGAAUGUGGCGUGAUCCGAACGUAGUGGGGGUCGCCUUCCAGAAAAAACGAAAAAAAUCGAAAGGCGUUCAGAACUUUUCGAGAAGUCGAACCGUCAACACAUGUGGCGCUUGGCCAUGGAUCGCUGCAUUAGGUUUUCGUAAUCCCCGAAACCCAGACAAACCACUAUGGAAGUGCGGAGGUUCCCUGAUAUCGGCUAGGCAUGUUUUGACCGCAGCACAUUGUGCACAUAUGGAUGGAAUAGAAAACAUACACAAUCAUAAUAUUGCCAUUCUUAGAUUGGUGGAGGAGGUGCCAUUUUCGAGGUACGUAUAUCCCAUUUGUACGAAAGAGCCCCUACGAAAGAGCAACUUCGUCGGCUAUAACCCCCUUGUUGCUGGAUGGGGAGCGUUAAGAUAUAAAAAACAGUGCAGGAUGCUGUGAUUCGUUUCUUGUGGUCGGAGGUUAUGUUUGAUGCCUAUAUUUAUCAAAGAUUUAAUGCACAUUAUGGAGAAAGUGUUUUGUCACGAAGUGUGUUUGAAUGGGCACAAAAGUUCAAAGAAGAUCGCACAAGUGUUAUGAAAAAACAGCUGGACGCCCGUCCACAUCCACGAUGACAACAUUGAACGUGCUCAUGAACUUAUGCUCUAUGGAAUAGACGAGUGACACUGGAUAAUGUGGCAAAUCAUUUGCAAAUCAGCCACGGCUCUGCUUAUGCAAUAGUGCACGACAGAUUUGGAUUUUAAAAAGUUUGUGCGAGAUGGAUGCUGAAAAAGCUGAUGAAAAGGUGAAGACGACGAUGCAUUCGUGGUUCGCAGCUCAGCCCAAAACAUUUUUUAAUGAGAAAAUACGAAGGUCCUUCGGCAAAUGGACAAAGUGUAUACAGAAAUCGAGUGAUUAUGUCAAAAAAUGAUGUAUGUCUUUUUUGACAAUUGCUUAAAAUAAAUUCUACACCGACAGAGCGGGUAACUUUUUACUCACCCUCGUAAGACACUUAAAUUUCCAAUCUAUUAUGAUGAAUAAAAGAGCUUAUACUAUUAAAUCUAAUUGUAUUUUGUUGAAUGAGAGUACACGUGUAUGUGAUGUACAUUACCUUUAUAUCCCCUUGAACGCUUCAAUAUUGCGCAUAUAUACUAUAUUUUGUACAGCUUCUAUAAAAUUUUGUAUGUUUGUUUAGGCUGUUAAUCUAGAGGCUGGAGUACAAAGAAGUGGCACAAUGAUGUGGGCUGAUGACAUUUAUAAUUAUCAA
Molecule: messenger RNA, 1793 nt
Organism: Bombus huntii
Lineage: Eukaryota; Metazoa; Arthropoda; Insecta; Hymenoptera; Apidae
Product: venom serine protease Bi-VSP-like
Exons: 4
Coding region: 569-988 (139 amino acids)
Biological process (GO): proteolysis
Molecular function (GO): serine-type endopeptidase activity
Source: RefSeq, a predicted model, not a curated record